This is a messenger RNA of Lytechinus pictus (painted urchin), 3466 nucleotides long. RefSeq lists its product as uncharacterized. Lineage: Eukaryota; Metazoa; Echinodermata; Echinoidea; Temnopleuroida; Toxopneustidae. Gene Ontology annotation, cellular component: membrane. The transcript is spliced from 3 exons. The record is from RefSeq and is a predicted model, not a curated record. Bases 40 to 1326 code for a protein of 428 amino acids. Gene Ontology annotation, molecular function: sulfotransferase activity.
AAUCUUCAUUCGACAGACUCCUACAUAGCACGAAGCACGAUGGAUCAAUCUAAUGCUGCCGAUAAUUGCCGAUUGAUAAGAGGUUACCUAUCCCAGAGAAAGAUACUGGUCAUUCUUUCGGUUGCUUCAAUAAUCAUCAUCUAUUCCAUUGCCGGUACUUGGAUGCAGAGCAAGAACGAAAUGUCUUCUUCUGACCCUGUAGCUACCUGGUAUAACAAUGAAAACGAUAGAGGAACGAUUGUUUCGAAAAGUCGAGAAGCUUGGGGCCUUUAUGGCUUCCAAGACAGAAGAUUGGAAAAUACCAGGACACUGAAUCAACUCAUGGACGACAAAAGUGCCAGUCUGACGUUUUCUCUUCUGGCCAAUGCCACGCAACAUAGAAAAGGCUUGCCCAACUAUUACAUUCAUGGGACCAGUCUUGGACUGGGAGAAGAUUAUUCGAAAUGCAACAUAGCCUUCGUACACCUGCAUAAGGCAGGAGGAACCACAACUAAGGCUGUAUUAAGAAAUGUUCGUAAUAAAGCAGAAAUGCCUGCAGUAAAACUGAAUAGGACCUCUACUGAAGUCUUUGCCCAUUACAUAAAAAAGGGGCAGACAUCCAAACCUACAGUUUUCAUGGGAGGUUUUAGCUUUGGCAUAUGUGAUGUUCUAAAGGGUAGACCAUGUACAUACAUGGCGGUUCUUCGUAAUCCAUAUGACAGGAUUAUAUCAGCGUACUAUUUCUGUUAUAACAGUCGUUACACCCUGUGUGGACCGGUGUCAUCCAAAGACGUUUCCAUCACUACUUGGGCGAUUCAUCAAGGAAGUCACUUCUUUAAUCAACUUCUCAUGCUCCCGGACACAUGUAAGAGGGAUUCCAGAUCUGAUGAGUACGUCAAGCGCUAUCAAAACCAUACCAGAGAUAUUAUCCCGUACAUAAAAAAACACGAAGACGCAUGCUGGUUCCAACAGAAGGCUCUACACAAAGAAACAUUAACGAAAGACCAACGUCAUGCACUUCUACACUACAUUCUUGAAAACCUAGAAAACUGGUUCGGGGUAAUAGGACUUUUAGAGGAAUAUCAGUUAUCCCUCGAACUUUUUGGAGAAGCUUUCAAAAGGAAUUUUACGGCUGCAUAUUCAGUCCGGCUUAAUACCGGAAAAGCAAGAAAAAAAGUGGAUAACACGUCUAUCAAACAGAUGAAACAAGAUUUACUUAAUAGUGCUGAAGCAAGAGAGGCGUUAUAUGAAGAUAUCUUGAUUUACGAGAAGGCCGUUGACAUCAUGAAACGUCAAAAAGAAGAAUAUUUUCGAAUAAAGAAUAGAAGACAAAUGUUAGGUUAUUAGAAUUUCCAUUGACGAUGAUAUGAAUAUAGGAGCUUCUGGUAUUAACUGAGCCUUGAUGAAAGAUUUAUAUCCAUAUUCUUAUCGAGAACACAUUAAAGUUCCAGGAAUUGAUCAUGUAGAUUCGCUGCUCAAGCGGCAAAGGGCGAACACCAAUCCUGGCCUCGCCCCUGCCAUUAUCAACCAUAACCGACGUGAACAUCGUCCUGAAAUAUAAAAAGAGUAUAGAGAGUGAAAAACUAAUAACAUCCAUGUCUUCCUUAUAUUUAUUUCACUUUUAAAAGCAGGAUUUACAAUGAGGAAAUUUCGCUUGUUAAGUCUAAUCUUGAAAAAAUUACUUAAUUCACGUCUCCAAUGUUGGUCGCGAAGUUGGAUAAAAGGGUAGUGAUGUAUAGACGUUUAAUACUGCAUAUACCUUUUUUAUCUUAGGGAUCAUUAUUUUAUACACUAUACAUUGACAAAUCUGUGUGAGAAGCAUAUGAACUAUAUGUUGACACAAUUAUGAAAAGGAGAGAAAAGCCUGUGUCGUUGCCAAUUUUGAUCAGUCAUAUUUUGUUUUUUUUUUCAUUGAUUUAUUUAUUCAUAUUUAUUUAUGCAGGCUACUAAUCGGUCAGUCGUAGCUCUGGGCUGUGACGGGCUGUGACCGAAGACUGACAGAGCCUCUGCUGUGUCUUUCAGCGUAUUGUUAGAGGGGGUUUCCGCUUCUCCCAAGCAUUCAAAAGCAUAGAAAAUGUAUAUAGUUCAGUUGAAAAUGGGGGUUCCGGUGCACCACCAAUUUUUUUUUUGUAUUACCUGAAGUGUCUAGUUAAUGAAUAUUCAUGUUCCCUUUGCUAAAUCGUGUCCCAUAUAUAUGGGGUUCAAAAUUGGAAAUUUUGGCGGCCAUCUUAGAUUUUUCAUGAAAAUCAAUUAUUUCUAUAGUUUUUCCACAGACAAUGUGAAAAUAUUAAAUUAAUACGCUUUUCACUAUGGUUUAGACAGUAGAAAUCGAUUGCAAUCGUUUUCUUGACAGAAGAGGUCAAUAUUUUUUUGGGGGAAAUGAGAAUUUAUGCCCAAAUGUUCAUGCUUUUGGUCAAAAAUUCGCAUGUGCAUUAAUAUAUUUAUGUUUUAUCAUUAAAAUCAACAACUAAUGCAAAAUAUCAGCAUUCGACAUGAAAAGGAUAUAAUUCUUAACGAGAAUAAUUAUUUAAUCCCCCAUUUUACUGAAGCAGUGGAAUAAAUAGAACCGACGACAUCCAGGUCAAAUGGUGCACUGCGUAUCUUUUACAGGACAAAUGUUCAUCCAUAAAAAAACGAAUGUAUGAUAUAAACACAUUUACGCAUUCUUCCGUGUUUUACGACUUUUUUACGCAUUCUUCCAUGUACAUAGAUUACAUUGUAUUUACAUUCAUUGUUAAAUUGUUAAAUCACUAUAUUAUUGAUAUGUUUAUCUUAUAUGAAAUUGGAUGUAACCUGUGAAAUGUCAAUCGGAAGAGAAUAAAUUUUUAAUCGAAUCAAAUUGAAUAAAAAAAAAAUGUGUAAAAAGCAAUGAACGGUCACCUGGGGAGCGUUUCAUGAAAGGACUUGUCGGACGUUUUAUCCGACAAGUCCCAUUUUAUAAGACAGUUGCCAUAGUAACAGUGCUCCUUAGCCAAUCAACAUCAAGGAAAGUUGUCAGAUCUGACAACUUGUCAGACAGAAAUGUUGAUGAAACACUCCCCUGGUUUCUUUCUGACACCAUCCAUAGGCUGAUCCAGGGAGGGGGCUGUGGGCAUCCCUCUCCCGAUUGGCGGAGCAAAAAAAGGGAGAAUAAAGAAAAAGGGAGGGAAAAGAAGAGGAGGGAGACGAGUGAAUAAAAUAAGAUGAGGGGAAGACUUACAAAAUCUUUCAUGUCACUCGCAUUGCCUGCUAGGUGAUUUACAUACCUUGCUCAAUAUGAAGCUUAAAAUAUCAAUUGUGGGAAGUAAAUACACAAAUCAUAAUAGUAUUAUUAUGUUCUGGACCCCUAUGCAGAACAGAGUGGUAAAAAUUACCCCUCUGAAUGGGCAAUCCAGCCAUUCAUAUGCAUUCAUUUUAUUUUUUAAUUAUAUCUGAUGUAUUUUGUUUGUAUUUUGCAUGUUUUUAUGAAUGGAAAAUAAAUACAAUACAAUACAACAAUUAUAUUUCA